Acaulospora morrowiae is the source of this 909-nucleotide messenger RNA. The record is from the annotation of a GenBank genome assembly. NCBI's taxonomy places the organism in Eukaryota, Fungi, Glomeromycota, Glomeromycetes, Diversisporales, Acaulosporaceae.
AUGAACGAUUACGAAAGACAACGUCUUGAAAACAUUGAAAGUAAUAAGCGCAUUUUGCGUGAACUUGGUCUGGAGAGACCACCGCAACCAAUUCAACCCUUUAAUAAUGUUCUCCGUAAGACUAAGAGAAAAAUAGCGACAAAAAAAAUAAGGAGAAUUGAAAUAUCCAACUUGCCCCGAGCGAACAUUGAGGGUAGUUCCUUCACAGGAGGGUUGAGAAGAUCUAGGAGAAUUAAAAAUCAGCCCAUAUCUUAUAGAGAGGAUUCAUGUCUUGGCGACGACGAUGAUAAAGCCGCAACUGGUGUUUAUGUACGUGAUCCGAGGUGGAGGGAAAAGCGGCCGGAUCCAAAAAAUUUCGGACAUAUUCCAGGAAUUGAAGUUGGUGCGUGGUGGGCCACACGUAUGGAAUGCUGUCACGCUGGGGUCCAUGCUCCCACGGUGGCUGGAAUCGCCUUCAUUGAGACUGAGGGUGCGAUUAGUGUCGCAUUAUCUGGGGGAUAUGAAGAUGAUGUUGAUUGGGGUGAAGCAUUUACGUACACAGGCUCUGGAGGUCGAGACCUUAAGGGAACGAGAGCAAAUCCUAAAAAUCUUCGGACAGCUCCUCAGUCGAAGGAUCAGGAAUUAAGUGGUGGUAAUCUUGCGCUGAAGUUGUCUUGUGAAAACGGGAAGCCCGUACGCGUCAUUCGCGGCUACAAACUAGCUAAUCAAUAUGCUCCAAAAGAAGGUUAUCGCUAUGACGGCCUGUACAAAGUAGAAAGAUGGUGGGAAGAAACGGGAUUGGCGGGCUUUAAAGUAUAUAAAUAUGCAUUUAAGAGGCUACCCGAUCAGCCACCACUGGGUACUUGCAUCCAUUCAUUUUCAGAAUCAGAGGAAGAUGAUGAGGAAAUUGUUGAUAAUGAUGAAGAGAAU